AUGGCUGCCUCCCGUUGGGCUGGGGACGCUCGCACAGCCCGGCACUACAGAACCCGACAUCUCCAGGCUUCUCCCUGCACGCCCGCACGCCCGCACACCCACGACCAAAUGUACCAAAGCUCACCCACGCCAGUCUCAGGCUUGAGUCACCGGAGACGAUCUUCCCUGCGCCUGGAGCCACGAGACAGGACGGCUGGGAGGGAAUCUCAACACUUCGACAUUGCAGACCCUCAAGAACACACUUUCCUUGGUUUACUCUACACUUUAAGCCACAGGGAACGAAAAAACAAGGAGGACAGAGGAGGACAGGAAGGAAGAGACUGGAAGGAGGGUCCAAGUGGUCACCGAUCGAGAGGAGAGCGAAGACUAUGCAUGAGCUCACCCCCAGCACACGCCAGGUAUUACCAACACCCACCACUUCGCCUCCCGCAAAAGCAUUCUGAUGUUUCUCCCCAAGUUUGAUGGUCUCAUCGCCGCCACGAGAUACCCACGUCCAGGGUCCG
Molecule: messenger RNA, 503 nt
Organism: Portunus trituberculatus (swimming crab)
Lineage: Eukaryota; Metazoa; Arthropoda; Malacostraca; Decapoda; Portunidae
Exons: 2
Coding region: 1-462 (153 amino acids)
Source: RefSeq, a predicted model, not a curated record